Molecule: messenger RNA, 3651 nt
Organism: Homo sapiens (human)
Lineage: Eukaryota; Metazoa; Chordata; Mammalia; Primates; Hominidae
Gene: USF2
Product: upstream transcription factor 2, c-fos interacting
Exons: 8
Coding region: 141-875 (244 amino acids)
Biological process (GO): glucose mediated signaling pathway; cellular response to glucose stimulus; lipid homeostasis
Cellular component (GO): nucleus
Molecular function (GO): DNA-binding transcription factor activity; E-box binding; protein dimerization activity
Source: RefSeq, a predicted model, not a curated record
GUAUCUCCUCCGUCCCCUCCUGCCGCGCGGCGUGAGCGCCGGGCUCGGGGCCCCCCCGGCCGCCCGCCCCCUCCCCUCCCUCCCUCCCCUCCCCUCCCCUCCCCCCCGGGCCCCGCGCCCCCCCCGCCCCCGCCCCCCCCAUGGACAUGCUGGACCCGGGUCUGGAUCCCGCUGCCUCGGCCACCGCUGCUGCCGCCGCCAGCCACGACAAGGGACCCGAGGCGGAGGAGGGCGUCGAGCUGCAGGAAGGCGGGGACGGCCCAGGAGCGGAGGAGCAGACAGCGGUGGCCAUCACCAGCGUCCAGCAGGCGGCGUUCGGCGACCACAACAUCCAGUACCAGUUCCGCACAGAGACAAAUGGAGGACAGGUGACAUACCGCGUAGUCCAGGUGACUGAUGGUCAGCUGGACGGCCAGGGCGACACAGCUGGCGCCGUCAGCGUCGUGUCCACCGCUGCCUUCGCGGGGGGGCAGCAGGCUGUGACCCAGGUGGGUGUGGACGGGGCAGCCCAGCGCCCGGGCCCCGCCGCUGCCUCUGUGCCCCCAGGUCCUGCAGCGCCCUUCCCGCUGGCUGUGAUCCAAAAUCCCUUCAGCAAUGGUGGCAGUCCGGCGGCCGAGGCUGUCAGCGGGGAGGCACGAUUUGCCUAUUUCCCAGCGUCCAGUGUGGGAGAUACUACGGCUGUGUCCGUACAGACCACAGACCAGAGCUUGCAGGCUGGAGGCCAGUUCUACGUCAUGAUGACGCCCCAGGAUGUGCUUCAGACAGGAACACAGAGGACGAUCGCCCCCCGGACACACCCUUACUCUCCAAAAAUUGAUGGAACCAGAACACCCCGAGAUGAGAGGAGAAGAGCCCAGCACAACGAAGUUCCUUGAAAUUCGAUGAGACUUACCCGACGGGCCCGAAUGUGUCCUAGCUUGGCGGAAGCUUCUGGGGCAUUGACGAGGACAGGUGUCUGCUGCUGUCAGGCAGAAUGUCCCCCCAGGUCAGUGAGGUCAGGCUGGUUGAGUGUUCAGGCUUUCUAUUCUGAUUUUUGUUGUUGUUGUUUACUUGUUCCACCAAUCAAUGAGAAAGAUGUCCAUGUCUCUCACUAUAUUUGUGGAUUUGUCCAUUUCUUCCUUCAGUCCUGGCAGGUUUCGCUUCUGAAUUUUCUCUUUUUUUUUUUUUUUUUUUUGAGACAGAGUCUCGCUCUGUCACCCAAGCUGGUGUGCAAUGAUGUGGUCUCGGCUCACUACAACCUCCACCUCUUGGGUUCAAGCAAUUCUCGUGCUUCAGCCUCCCAAGUCGCUGGGAUUAUAGGCAUGCACUGCUAUGCCUGGCUAAUUUUUGCAUUUUUAGUAGAGCCGGGGUUUCGCCAUGUUGGCCAGGCUGGUCUCAAACUCCUGGCCUCAUGUGAUCCACCCUCCCAAAGUGCUGGGAUUACAGGCGUGAGCCACCCCACCCAGCUUCUGAAUUUUAAGUUUCCUAUGGAGUAACUGAAGUGCUUCUGUGGAAUGAACGUGGCCUUGGUCCUAAUGGGUCUUCCUGUAUUUCAAAUGUGCCAUGAUGGUCUUCCGAAGCCACAGGCUGGACAGCAUUACCGCCUGCUAAUGUCAGGGCCUGGAUUCAAGGGCCUGGGACUCUGGAGGAGGAGGAGAUGCGGUCCUGACCUGCGAGCAGAGCACACAAGGCCUUGACAACCGAUCUUUACAACCUUUUCCCACCCCUGCAUACCCUGAAAUGGUUUUCAGGCCACCAUUUCUGGGAUCUUCCCAGCUGCCUGCCUUAGAGUCUUUCUCUCAGAAACCAGCCCGAAUGUUUCCUGGAUCUCUGAGGAUUCAUCCCACCCCCAUUCCCAUGCAGAGGCCAUGGCUCGGCGCCUGGCGUUCCCGAGGCACUUUGUACCAUCUUCAGUGAUGACACGAAUGCAAUGGGGUUAGUGCCACUUGCCCACAGUGGUGCUGCGAGUGCCCAUGGGGCGCACCGGGGCUGCUUCCACCCUGGACCCCAGCCUGGCGGAGGGCCUGGCACAUAGUAGGGCGGGGAGUAGGUGUGUAAGAAGUAAGCUUGCUCUGGAGAGGAUGUACCUGCAGCCGGCGCCCAGCUCUCGAGAGGACUGUGGGAGGGCAGAGGCUGAAACGAGGCCGCCUGCCGAGUUCCUCCACAGACCCCUGGGCGAGGAGCGCUCUGCUGGGGACUGCGCCAGCGGUGCCUCCAGGCCUGGACUCUCAGCUCCGCUGCUGCUUUUGGCCAGAGUUCCCAAAGGCGGGUGUGGUUGUCUUUGGUGGGAAGGUUCAGCGCACCGCGAUAGUAAUAGGGGAGCAAGCACUCGCUGAGCCCAGUGCAGGGCCUGGACCGUGCUCCAUAGCAAGCACUGAUCUUGGGCUAUUGGUUUUGGAGGAAAGAGGGAGCACAAGGAUGGAAGGGGCCAGGGAAGAGAGGUCACGGUGGGAGAAGGAGAGUCCGCAUCCAUCGGAGGGUUUGUCACUCAGGCCUGAGUGGGAGGCACUGGAGGCAGGGAGAGGCCAGUCAGCAGCAUGCGGCCACAGCCCAGAGAAGCCAGAGGGGUUUGCUGGUGGGUGGGCCCCAGCCUUUUCAAGGGAACGGCAGGUCUGGGGAGCUGCCGAUCUCGGGGUGUGAGGGUAACGGGCAGGCUGUGGCCCACCCCUCCUUCUCAGGCUCACUGGACCCCUGACCGGUUUCAUCACCAUUAUCCAAGGCUUUGAAAAGACCCCCUGGCCUUCCUGCCACAUGUGCCCUAGCUAUAGGGCUUCGUUCCCCUCCACAAAUGGUGCAGACAGCAUGAGCCACCCUGGCAGGGGGCUGGGGGUCCGUGGGGUAGGAGUUGGGGGUAGCUGAGCGUUCUUUCCUGUCCCCACGGUGCCUGGUGCUGGGGCUUGGCAGCCAGGGUUGGGACAGCCUGGCUUUAGCAGGUCCUGAGUCAGGGGUCUCAGGCUCCGCAGCACACAGUCCCCAGGCAGGUGUCAGGAUGGGAUGUGGCCAGAGAAAGGCAUGUGCUCUGUCUGGGGAUAGCUGCCACCCAGCUGACACAGUUGGCAUGAGAUUGUGGAGUUUUAUGGAGUAAAAUCACAAAUCUGGGUUUUUUAAGUAAAACCUUCUAUGAGUUGCCAUCUCUGGCCUUCAACAUAGGAUUUGGGUCUUUCCUGGGUGAGCUGGUGCUUUGUGGGCCAGGCCCUGGGAGCUGCAAGUACCAGUUGGGAUCUGCCAUUGCCCUGUGGAAGGAUUUUAAGCAGGGGUGAAACAUGGUCAGACUUGGAUUUAGAGAUGAGGAAAAAAAACAAAAUCACGGUGCCAGAGUCUCUGGGGAGACUGGAGAAUGCAGUGCAGGGGCCGCAGGAGCCAAAAAGGGGCACUGGUCCUGCGAAGAGUGGCUCUGUCCAUCCCUGCCUUCCAGUAUGUGCCCACUGUGACCAGAGCUCCAUUUCUCAAAAGAAGCCAGUGAUGCCAAUUACCAUGAGAAAUUUCCUUAUUUUUAACUGUCGAUUAAAAUUUGUACAAGUAUGGUGGGGCAGGCCUGCAAAAUGAUCUCCAAGUGCCUGGCCUUUGAUGCCCGUCCUAAAAGCAUGUGUGGCACUGGAGGGCCCACGUUUCUUUGUUCCUCUUGAGAAGCUGGGGUGGGGGCCGGCUGGGCUCAGGGUGCGGCCCCUCACU